Molecule: messenger RNA, 1202 nt
Organism: Chrysoperla carnea
Lineage: Eukaryota; Metazoa; Arthropoda; Insecta; Neuroptera; Chrysopidae
Gene: TrpRS-m
Product: tryptophan--tRNA ligase, mitochondrial
Exons: 5
Biological process (GO): mitochondrial tryptophanyl-tRNA aminoacylation
Cellular component (GO): mitochondrial matrix; mitochondrion
Molecular function (GO): ATP binding; tryptophan-tRNA ligase activity
Source: RefSeq, a predicted model, not a curated record
ACUUAUCAUUGGGAGUCGGGAGAAAAUUCAACCAAUUUAUUAGUUAGAAUUUUUUCUCCUAUCAAUAUAGGUUAUAAACAAUAAAAAUGAGCAUUGGAGGUUAUCGAUUAUUAAAAAAUAUUAAUAAAAUUUUUAUAUCUCAAACAAUUCGAAAAGCAAGUACAAAGGCAGAAGUAAAUUUUCAAAAAAGAAUCUUUUCUGGUAUCCAGCCAACGGGCGGUGUACAUUUAGGCAAUUAUUUAGGAGCUAUUUUAAAUUGGGUCAAAAUUCAAAAUGAACAUUCGAAUAUUACGCUUAGUAUUGUUGAUUUACAUUCGAUAACUUUACCACAGGAAUCAGAAAUACUUAAAAAACGGAUUUUAGAAAUGACUGCCACAUUAUUAGCCUGUGGGAUAGAUCCCGAUAAAAGUACACUGUUUUUACAAUCAACGGUACCCCAACAUACUCAAUUGUGUUGGCAACUAUCUUGUUUAACAACAAUGGCUAGACUGGCACAUCUACCACAGUACAAAGAAAAAUCAGAAAAAUUAAAAGAUAUUCCUUUAGGAUUGUUUAUUUAUCCUGUUUUACAAGCCGCUGAUAUUUUAGUACAUAAAGCCACGCAUGUUCCUGUAGGUGAAGAUCAAGCCCAACAGAUACAAUUGGCCCAGCAUUUAGCAAAAAUUUUCAAUACCAAGUACGGGACGACAUUUCCAAUACCUCAUGCAAUUAUUGCAGAUGACACAAGUUCACGAAUACGAAAUUUACGGAAUCCCACAAAAAAAAUGUCUAAAUCUGAACCAGAUCCUAAGAGCCGUAUACAAUUGAGUGAUACUAGUGAUGCAAUUUUAGAAAAAGUAAAAAAAGCAGUUACAGAUUUUACCUCAGAAGUAUAUUACGACGCUGAAAAUCGACCGGGUGUUUCAAAUUUAAUGGUUAUUCAUUCAAUGCUAACCGGAUUAAGUAUGGAAGAAAUUUAUCAAGAUGCAAAUAGUAAGAAACUUGAUACUGGAAAAUAUAAACUUGUUGUGGCUGAGGCAGUGGCUAACCAUUUGGCACCAAUUCGUGAGAAAAUUAAUAAUUAUCUGUCAAGACCACAAUAUAUAUAUGACAUAUUAGAAGAAGGACGAAUCCAUGCUACUGAAGUGGCCCAAAAGACUUUAGACGAAGUAAAUUUAAAAGUUGGAACUAUUUUAAAUACUGAAAAUAAUUUUGUAGUUAGU